Messenger RNA from Cryptotermes secundus, 4207 nucleotides. RefSeq lists its product as uncharacterized. The transcript has 5 exons. Lineage: Eukaryota; Metazoa; Arthropoda; Insecta; Blattodea; Kalotermitidae. Bases 768 to 3671 code for a protein of 967 amino acids. The record is from RefSeq and is a predicted model, not a curated record.
GAUGUAGGGUUUCAUUAUGAAUAAUAUGACUAGCCAUAUUCUUUCCUAGCAGCAGAUGUGGAUUAAUUUUUUUUCUGAUUUACUCUAUAUUCUUUUUAAUUGAAGAUCUAGAACAUUUUGUAUAUUCAUGUAGAGGAGUGAUCUCCAGAUGUCCAUACGAGUACAAUAAUUGUGUCUAGGGGGAGAGUACAAAAGUCUGUAACGUCUGUAACCUCAGAGACCUUAUACACGAAAUUACAAUUGCUACUAUUAGUAGCAGUUAUUUUAACAACAGCUCAUCAAAAUGUAUUGUAAAUUGUGCUAGUAUCAAUUUUCAGGGAGGUGACUUGAUGAAUUACGUUCGGAAAUUAUUGCGAUCCCUCGAUAAAAUGAACACACCCAAUGUUUGCCUGUAGGAAAUGGCUGACCAUAAAGCAAAGUGAGGAGUGACGGUCGGAAAAUGGUUAUUGUACGUGACUUCAUUGAAUCAUUGUGGCGAUACAGUAUUCAAUGAUUUACCACAGGAUCAAGGGACCUGGAUCAUUAAAAUCCAGGAAAUGGGAGAAUCAGUGUAGACUGACUUCCUAAACUUGCAUUUCUCCAGCACUGCCUGUCAAGUUAUUUGCUCAAUAGUUACACAUUACAUAGGUCAGCUACAGCAUGUAAUGAAAUUAGUUGUAACAUCUAAUAAUAGAUGUUAACGGAAUUCCAAACUAGAAGGAUGAAGAUCAAAAGGCAACUGUUCGUGUGACUUGUGCUAUUGCUCGUGACCUCCCAUUCAUCUGCAGAUGGCGCCUGCUGGAACCCUACUUCUGUUCCUCUGCACAGCAUCUGCCUUGCUACGCCCAGCGUUACUAUCUUCUGGGACUGAUGUUUCAUUCCUGGACCGUACUUUACUGGAGAAAGACAUUGCAGCAGUGUUCAACAAGGUGGCGUAUGGCGGAGCAACGACUACAAAACGCAGCAUCUCAUCAAAAUACUUUCCCGCUUCAGGUUCCCCUACAACUGUACCUCCGCCAUUCACAAGUAUUUCUCUACCAACAGUACCACCAAAGAUUGUAACCCAACCCACACUUCCGUACACUAAUCCGUCAAGUCAUAAAUCUCUUCCACCUGUUCCCUCUAUGCAUCCAACUACAAUGCCUCCAUUUAUGCCGCCCAAGACAUUAUUUCCUCCUCCCUUUACAACUCCAUCACCUCGUGAGGUACCAUCAUAUAUACCUCCAAUACGAUCCUAUUUUACUCCACCUCUGCCCCCAGAUUAUGCAAAUCCAUUUGCUGAUAAGCCAACACUCAGGGGGAGUAAUUCUGAUGGUGGAAUUCCGAAUGCAGGAAGGAGACCAAUUCCACCACCACCUAGGCCUCCAUCAGGAAGGGAUCGUAUUCCUUGGAGACCACCAGACAUGGUGCCAAAUUUAGAACGAGAUGGGAGUGGCUCUGUGUCAGCUUCUUCAGAUCGCAAGAAACCGCUCAAUACUCCAAGCUUCAAUCGUUCUCCUGAAGCUCCAUACUCAGAACUGGAUAAAAUCCCAGGUCCCAGCAUCCAGCGUCCAUCGGCUAAUGAAUCUGAUUUAGAGUUUGUUUCUAUUCUUCAGUAUCCUUCUGUUUCUCGCAUCCUUUCAGGAAGUAAUGGUCGCAAGCCUGAAGCUCAACCUCAACCUGAGGUUUUCCAGAGACUUAACCCACCAGAAUCGAAAAUUCCUCGUAUGCCAGAAGUGUUUCCAGAACUUGCCAUGGAUCCAUCAGUUACAAAAACAUCAAAAAAAGAUAUCUCUCCACAGACAGUGCCUGCACCUGAUAUUCAGGCCCCACGUGUUAACCCAGAAACUGCUCAGAAUCUAUCAAAUUCUCUUGAUAACAAACCACAACCUCCAAACAUCCCGUCCAAUACAGAUUCAAUUAUUGACCAGCAUACAGAGGGAAAACCAGAACAGCUUCCUAAUCCACAGCCUCAACCUCCAAAACCUGAUGCUGGAUCACCAGACACGCCAAAUCCAUCCCGAAGUUCAAUUCGAAAUAAGGCACGUCUUGCGUGGGAUGUUCACGUAUAUCUGAUAGCAUCACUUUUCACAAUCCUUGCUCUGUGUUCCUUGGUGAACAUUUUUCGUGUCAACAUAUGUAAGCGUCUCUUGUCACGUGGCUAUUACAUCACCUUGCAUGGCGUUUUGCUCAUAAUUGGUGUCGUACGUUCUGUAUAUCUCUUCUAUGAUGCUUAUAAUGUCAACAGUUCCUUUCCUGAACCCAUCUCUCACCUUUUACUGAAUAUUGUGUUGCCAUUGUUGACUUCGGCCUUUAUUAUACUCUUUAUAUUCCUUCUAUAUGCUUCAAAAGUACAUAUUUUUGGCCUUGGCCUACAAAGGCCUUUCCUCACAGGUGUGUUUAUAAUAUUGCAUAUUUUAUUAUGCAUUACAAUGGAUCUUGCAACAGGAAUAGACCAAAAUAUGACGUAUCUACCACUCAUUUGUCAGUCAAUCUUCAUUAUAUUAUGUAUCUCCCUAGGGUUUGCAUAUCUUUAUGCCUACAAACAUCUGUCAAAAUCUGCAGCUGUUAGAAAACAGGAUAACAUUUUUGGAAGUGGAUUUACGAACAUUGCAUACCCGACAUUGGCUGUUGCUGUUCGGGCCACUUUAGCAACAGCACUGUUAAGCCUUUUAAUGGCAGCUGUUCAAUUGUAUGGAAUAUUCGGACCUUACAAUGUCGCGAAUCUGGGUAAUGACAAGACGUUUGGAUGGUUGUGGUGGGGUUAUCAGUUCUCAGUGCGUGUCAUAGAAGUGUCAAUGUGUUUUCUCUUAUCUUGGGCUGGGGUUCAGCCCCUUCGGUCGAACAAUAUCGAAGAUGAAAAAGAAUCACAGAAUUCAGGGUUUGCCUUGUUUCGUUGUGGCCAGUGUAAUAAUACCCCCCAGAGCAGUGAGGCUACUGAUGAUAUUUAUCCCGCUGUCUGCGUUACUAAUCAGGCCAUUCAUGAUUACACAGUUCGAACAGGAAAGAAAGUCUAUGAUGACUCAUUUCCUCUGAACAAUUUGCAUAGUGGACUCCCUUUACAAGAAUCCACAAUUAGCAUCUCUACCUCUGAAAGACGCUCUUUGCGAAAGACUGGUUAUGUAUCAACUAAUGACUCGCCAUAUCCUGUAAUUGGGAGUGGCACUGUAGAAUGCCGAUCCGUGAUGAAAAAGUCUGGAACUUUUGAUAUUGAAAGAUCAGAUUUUGAUUUGCCAUUCUCCACCACAAAUGAAGUUCGUCGUUCAUUAAAGAAUUCAAGUGGUAAUGGUGGUGGCAGUGGCGGAGGCGGCAGUAGUGGCAACAGUGGUGGGGUUGGGGGUGGUGGCGGUGGUGGUGGGACCUUAAUAUCGCUGAAUGGUGAUUGUGACCUGCCAGCAGAUUCUGUCAGUGCCAGUAGUGGGACUGUGGAGAGGAGACCAGUGAAGAAAUCUGGUACCUUGGAUUUAGCCAUUGGCUUCCCAGGUAGAGGGACUUCAGAUGCGAGGCGGUCCAUCAAGAAGUCCGGAACUAUGGCAUCAUUGAAUUCUGAAAGAAGAACACCUGUAAACCAACAUAGGGGUGGCACACAGACUUUAUGUUCGACAAGAGAGUGUUCAUCACCUUCCAUGUUAGUAGCGGAGAAUGGAUUUGUAAGAUUUAGAGCACUUGCAGACCCAGAAGAACAGGAUGUGCAAGAUGUGGUUGGAAGAUAAAACUAAUUUUUCACUAUGAUGUUACGGAUCUUUGAAGCAUGACAGUUCAUAUAAGACUGAGUCCAUUUCUUUACAGGCAGAUGCAAGUAGUGCAUAGUGCUGGAUUGGCUUGAAAUAUGGUUAUGUUUUUCUGUGAUCUCAUCCUUUCAAUGUUAUGCACUACCAUAGUAGAGUUGCACUGAGAAUGUCCAUAUUUCAAAGCCCUGCUGUGAUAGCAUUGAUGCAUAGCUUCUGUUACUGAAAAAUUUUAGGGUUGGGGGAUGUUAGCAGAUAAACUUACCAUGCAGAUUUUGGAACUGUAAACGUUUUUGGCCCUUUAUAAACCAUGAAAAGUGUAUAAAGAGCGCAGAUUGGUGUGACCUAGCACCCAAAAAGUUACAGGUUAUUUAUUUGUUUACCGAUGCAAAAUUUUGAAAAUGUGAAGAAGAAAAAAAGUAAGUUGUGUGGAAAUGCAAAUCUUAUGAAAUCAUAAAAAUGUAAUUUUAUUAGCUAAGUACAGAUAUUUAAGUUUUUCUUUUGUAAUUUGUAUUGCAGUG